This is a messenger RNA of Salvelinus namaycush (lake trout), 3239 nucleotides long. Its product is annotated as B-cell CLL/lymphoma 6 member B protein-like. Gene Ontology annotation, biological process: regulation of transcription by RNA polymerase II. The record is from RefSeq and is a predicted model, not a curated record. Gene Ontology annotation, cellular component: nucleus. The coding region runs from base 163 to 1944 and encodes 593 amino acids. The transcript has 11 exons. Gene Ontology annotation, molecular function: DNA-binding transcription factor activity, RNA polymerase II-specific; RNA polymerase II cis-regulatory region sequence-specific DNA binding; protein binding. Lineage: Eukaryota; Metazoa; Chordata; Actinopteri; Salmoniformes; Salmonidae.
ACUGUGAUAGGUUAUAUCUUGGGCUAGCUAUAUUGAGGUACCUGACAGUUGAACUGAGGGUUGCGAGGUCAGCAUUGUGCACAUUGGUUCUCGUCCCUGCUGGUCGGGGUACGAGUAGGGAGCUGGUCUCACCUAGCAGAGGCGUCCAGGAGACUGCCCUCUAUGUAUUCUCUAGCUGGUGCCUUCCUCAACAAGAUGAGCAAGAUCCAGGUGGUGGAGGGAUACCAGGUUGGAGGAAGGCGUGCGGUGGUGGCGUCUGAUGCGGUUGCUGCGGAGGGAUAUGUGAAGGAGUUUACGCGCCACUCCAACGACGUCCUGCUGAAUCUGAAUGAGCUGAGGCACCGGAACAUUCUGACCGAUGCCACCCUCGUGGUGGGCACUGCCCAACUGCAGGCACACUGUGCUGUGCUCAUUGCCUGCAGUGGGUUCUUCUACUCCCUGUACUGCCAUCGUGUGUCCUCCCCCGUACAGAGUGGUGCUGGAGGCCAGGCCCUAACCCUGUCUCUCCCUGACUCCCUGGACCCCUCCAGCGUCUCCCUGCUCCUGGACUUCAUGUACACCUCCCGGCUGCCCCUCACAUCACACACCGUCCCCGGGGUGCUCGCCGUCGCCACCUACCUGCAGAUGGACCACGUGGCCGACACCUGCAGAGCUUUCAUGUUACACAUUGAGAGGAUGAGAGGGACGCCCCCUCAAGUGGAGCUGGACUCCACAGUGUCUGCAGUGUUUGAGGCACCCUCAGGGGGAAUUCCUCCCAAUCCCCCUAUCAAUGGAAGACCCCGCCCGUCUGUUCUCGCUGUCUCCACCCCCUCACAGCCCGCAGCGGAAGCUGAGGGCCGCAUUUGCCCUGACUCAGCCAGGGUCCCUGGAGACAUCCGGGCCUCUCUGCAGCCAGGGACUUUCCUGACCCGUAAGCCCAGGUCAAAGGAACUAAAGCUGGAGCCUGAAUCCCCUCUCCCCACGCCCUCUCCAGAAAGCCCAUCGUGCUCCAGCUGCCAGCCCAACUCUCCUGCUGAGUCCAAAACCUGUAACUUGGGUGAACCCAAGAGCAGCCCUGACCCUAAGGCUUGCAACUGGAAGAAAUACAAGUACAUCAUCCUCAAUCCCCUCUGUGCCAUAACCACGAUGAAGGAGGAGGAGCCUGAGGAGGUCCAGCAGCAGUUUAGGCACACCCCCAACUCUGAUAGGAUGGAGGUGACAUUGAAGCCAACUAUAGAGGCGUGGCCAGGGGAAGGAUCUGGCCAAAAUGACAGGCAGGGGCACGUCUCCUGCUAUGAUGUUCCUGGCCGUAGCCCUCCUCUGGUGCCCCUCACAGGGCUGUCAGCACACUCUGCGGACCACCCCAUGGAGCCUCCCACCCACAAGGAAGGAACAGCCUCGCCUUGCUAUCUGGCACCGCGCCCAUUGGAGCCAGAGGCUGCCCAUCACCGCCAACACCCAAUCAAGCGCAAGAAUUACGGCUUGCCAUUCCGUUACUCCGGCAACCUGAGCGUGAUAAAGGCUGUCUGCACAGGUGAGGCAGCCCCUGCUGCCGGCGACAAGCCGUACCGCUGCAACGUGUGUGGCGCCCAGUUCAACCGGCCCGCCAAUUUGAAGACUCACUCCCGCAUCCACUCUGGAGAGAAGCCCUACCACUGUGAUACCUGCGGGACCCGAUUCGUUCAGGUGGCCCACCUGCGAGCCCAUGUUCUGAUUCACACAGGGGAGAAGCCCUAUCCCUGUCACACCUGUGGCACUCGCUUCCGUCACCUGCAGACCCUGAAGAGCCACCUGCGUAUUCACACUGGCGAGAAGCCUUACACUUGUGAGAAGUGUGACCUGCACGUCCGCCACAAGAGCCAGCUGCGUCUCCACCUGAGGCAGAAGCACGGCGCCGUCACCAACAACAAGAUCCACUACAAGGUCCUGGCCGACCCCUACCAGUCCAUCCUGCAGGCCUGUUAAAUGUCUUCCCUUUGAACCCGGACCUUUAACCCCUAACCCCAAACCCAAUAGAUACCAGCCAUGACCCUAACAUUUCUGUCAAUCAAAUCAUGAUCGUUUAUCUGUUACCACCCUAGUUUCUCCUGUGUUAUUAUGGUCCAUGGCUGAAUCCCAAAUGGCACUCUAUACCUUAUAUAGGGCACUAUUUUUUACCAGGGCUGGGUGCCAUUCGAGACUGCCUGUCUGUAUUUUUCUCAAGUAUGUUUCACCCACUGGCUAGGGAGGCCAUUAUAACACCUAAACAUAUAGUUGGAAGUACAUGGGUCCUGUAUGUGAUUAGCCAAUCAAGCCAUGAUGUUCUAAUAUGAUUUGGGGAAAGAUGGCAGGACCAGAGAUCUGAGCUGAUAUGUCAAUAGCAUGCUGAUGCCUUUCCUCUACAUGCUGUCAGUGAGGUAUUGGGCCUGUAUGAGUUAGGUCAGCAUGACGUGGAUCUUGUCAAGAGAGCUGACGAGAGUUACUGGGAGUAGUAUGGAAUGUUUUGUAGCCCAUCAGUUUGAGAGAGAGAGAGAGAGAGAGAGAGAGAGAGAGAGAGAGAGAGAGAGAGAGAGAGAGAGAGAGAGAGAGAGAGAGAGAGAGAGAGAGAGAGAGAGAGAGAGAGAUUUGACCGUUAAGAACAUGAAAUUAGGAUUUGACUGUAUUAGAGUGAUAGAGAGAAUGAUGUAGUAGGUUGCUAUGAGGUUGGGAGCUGUAGAAAUGGAUAGAGCAAGUGAAAGAAAGUUUCCUGUGCCAUUGUUUUAUUUAUUUUCCAGUCUCACAGGUAUUUUUUGGGACUGGGACACAUUGGGGAUCGUUGAGUAUUUGGAAGGGACACUACAAAAAUGUCAUUGCAUAACAAUGUAGACAAAGAUAGGUCAAAGAUCAUAAUGCCCUCAGCACUAACAUGUGAAUAGACUACCCCGAUUGUGACAGCUUUAAAUAGCUUUUUAACUAAUGUUUAUUUUUUUACAUACUUGGGGCCUUUGUAUAAUGACGUGUCAUAUUGGAUCAGAUAUUUUGCCCGUUACAUCCCUGCUGUGUUUUUCUAAAGCUUUUUAUUUAAAUGUAAGAUUAUAACUUGUCAUCCGUGAUUAAUUAUAAUUUUAUUUCGGAGUCCAAGCAGGCAAAGGACUUCCGUCUCUUGUAUAUGAAGGAAUAUGGGCUCUCAGAGCAUAAAAGCUAGAUAAUGCUACUGUAAAAAAUGGAUGAGAGAUGAUAUUGAUAUCUGAAAUUGUAUGGUGUUCUUUUGCUGGACAAAGACAAGGACUGUUUUAUACGAA